UCUCAGAAAGCCCCAUUCAACGAGAUUUUCUUUUAACCGGGUGCGCAUGAUCUCCUCAGGCGAUGAUCUCUCCGGGAGAACCUUGAGAAUGGCCCUGCAGCCUGCACAGAACCCGGUGGUUCAGCAGAAAGUCUUAAUACCAAACAAAUAUGGAGAAAAACUUGUGGGCGUAUUGCAUGAAACUGAAUCUUCUGAGGUUGUAAUCUUAUGCCACGGAUUUCGGUCCACAAAGGAAAAUAAUAUAUUGGUGAACCUCGCUGUUGCAUUGGAAAAGGAAGGAAUCAGUGCCUUCCGUUUCGACUUCGCUGGAAAUGGGGAAAGUGAAGGUUCGUUUCAAUAUGGUAACUAUUGGAGAGAGGUUGAUGACUUGCAUUCUGUAAUCCAACACUUCUCUGGGGCAAACCGCAUAAUAAAGGCAAUUCUCGGGCAUAGAAAAGGAGGCUGUGUGGUACUACUGUAUGCUUCUAAAUACCAUGAUAUCUACAUGGUUGUCAAUGUUUCUGGUCGUUAUGAUCUGGCAGAAGGCAUUGAAGAUCACCUGGGGAAAGACUUUAUGCAAAGAAUCAAGGAGGAUGGAUUCAUUGAUGUUAAGAACGAAAUAGGAAGUGUUGAUUACCACGUUACUGAGGAAAGUUUAAUGGAUCGCUUACGUACAAAUAUGCAUGAAGCAUGUCUUCAGAUUGACAAAGAAUGCAGGGUCUUGACUGUCCAUGGAUUACAUGAUGGGUUCAUCCCCGCUAAAGAUGCAAUAGAGUUUGACAAGAUCAUACCAAACCAUCACUUACAUAUUAUAGGAGGAUGUAAUCAUACAUACAAUCACUACCACAGAUAUUUAGCCACAGUUGUUUUGGAUUUUAUGAAGGCAACCCCGCAGCAAAACAAGGUUACAACUAGCUAA
Messenger RNA from Corylus avellana, 898 nucleotides. RefSeq lists its product as uncharacterized. The record is from RefSeq and is a predicted model, not a curated record. Lineage: Eukaryota; Viridiplantae; Streptophyta; Magnoliopsida; Fagales; Betulaceae. Gene Ontology annotation, cellular component: cytosol.